AUGGUGAUGAAAACUGUGGAUUUACGAUCAGACACAGUGACUAGACCAACCAAUGCGAUGCGAGAAGCAAUGGCUAAUGCAGAAGUGGACGAUGACGUCCUUGGCUACGACCCAACGGCUCGACGUCUUGAAGAGGAAAUGGCUAAAAUGAUGGGGAAAGAGGCUGCUCUGUUCGUGCCAUCCGGGACAAUGGGGAAUCUGAUAAGUGUGAUGGUUCACUGUGACGUGAGAGGCAGUGAAGUGAUUCUUGGUGACAAUUGUCACAUCCAUCUUUACGAGAAUGGAGGGAUUUCGACAGUCGGAGGAGUUCAUCCAAGAACAGUCAAGAAUGAAGAAGACGGGACAAUGGACUUAGCGGCGAUAGAAGCAGCCAUCAGAGAUCCUAAAGGAAGCACAUUUUAUCCAUCAACAAAGUUGAUUUGCUUGGAGAACACACACGCCAACUGUGGUGGGAGAUGUUUGAGUGUGGAAUAUACAGAGAAGGUCGGAGAGAUUGCGAAGAGACAUGGUUUAAAGCUUCAUAUCGACGGGGCUCGCCUUUUCAAUGCUUCCAUCGCACUUGGAGUUCCAGUCCAUACGCUUGUAAAGGCAGCUGACUCCGUUUCGAUGUGUCUCUCUAAAGGUCUUGGAGCUCCGAUAGGAUCAGUAAUCGUUGGUUCACAGAGUUUCAUAGAAAAGGCGAAAACGUUAAGGAAAACAUUAGGUGGAGGAAUGAGACAAGUAGGCAUUUUGUGCGCAGCCGCUUUGGUCGCACUACAAGAAAACAUUCCAAAGCUACAACUUGACCACAAGAAGGCAAAGUUGUUAGCUGAAGGGUUGAAUCAAAUGAAAGGGAUUAGAGUAAACGUUGCAGCUGUGGAGACCAACAUGAUUUUCAUGGAUAUGGAGGAUGGAUCAAGACUUACUGCUGAGAAACUGCGUAAGAGUCUAGAGGAGCAUGGCAUUCUCGUUAUCCCGGAAAACUCAUCCCGGAUCAGAAUGGUUAUACACCACCAGAUAACAACAAAUGAUGUGCAUUACACAUUAUCUUGCUUACAACAAGCAGUACAAAUGAUAUAA
This is a messenger RNA of Arabis nemorensis, 1059 nucleotides long. NCBI's taxonomy places the organism in Eukaryota, Viridiplantae, Streptophyta, Magnoliopsida, Brassicales, Brassicaceae. The record is from the annotation of a GenBank genome assembly.